AUGACUAGCGCCGUCGAGAGCCUUGCAGGAACAUUACUAGGAUUGUUCUGCUUUGCAUUGUUGCUCUAUGGCAGUGCGACUUCCCAAAUGUACAACUACUGGUUGAAUUAUAUCAACGAUACGAAGCUACACCGUCGAACAGUUGCCGUUGUAUGGCUUGUGGAUACUAUCCAUACGGUGUUCUGUCUCAUCGUAAUAUAUCGCUAUAUCAUCAUCGACUUUGGCCAGCUCGAACUUCUUCAAUAUAUUGUGUGGUACGUUACGGUGGGCACAGAAGUCUGUGCAGCUCGAUUUGUGUGGAAUGCACAUGCGGACAUUAACAUUGAAUUUAAACAAGCCAGUAGGAAGAAUAAGGGGCUAUGCGGUUGCAUCCUGAGCAGAGGCUCAGGGAGCAUUGCUUUUUGCGCGGAUAACGUUUGGUUUCGGUAUAGAUCUUACUUCACAUAUGACAACUCGUUACUGAUGUCUUAUGCACUGGCAGCAACUGUCGGUCUCAUUUCAACACGGAGGAAGGAUCUUUUGUCGAUGCACGUCGUCGAACUCAUUCAGUCCUAUGUAAUCAACACUGGUGCUCUAACUAUGCUCGUCUCUCUGUCUAUCAUGUUCACUAGGAAUGCAGAAUGUCCGAACGCGCGGAAAUUCAUGCUGAAGCAAGCGAGAUCAUAUCGACGGAGCGCGCGGGACGGGCUCCAGCCUUGCAUCCCCGUAAACGUCCCUUAUGCCCUUCUCACAGACCACCAGCCAGGCAUAAAAGUCACCGACGAGGACCUGUUCGCAAGCGGCAUUCCAACCACUGGCUCAGCUGGAACAUCGAUCGCUCAUGACAACGAGACGAAUGCGGAGCCUAUCGAGAAGACCACGAGGUUUCUUUCUAUGGAGAACGACAAAAAAGUGGAUGUGGAGCUUGGCAAGGAGACGCAGGUAUUUCUGUAA
Molecule: messenger RNA, 933 nt
Organism: Postia placenta MAD-698-R-SB12
Lineage: Eukaryota; Fungi; Basidiomycota; Agaricomycetes; Polyporales; Adustoporiaceae
Exons: 12
Coding region: 1-933 (310 amino acids)
Source: RefSeq, a predicted model, not a curated record